AUUUCACAUCCAUCUUCUUGCCGCCAAAAGCCAAAUUCCCCCAAGCCCUCCCCCCUCCCACCCCAAAUUGUGCCUGCCAAGAAGAGGCGAAGAACGCGAGGAACGGCGACGCCCAUCAAUGGAUGGCAUCCAGGACUGGACGGAGGAGGGGAUCAAGGAGGAGGAAGAGCCCGGCCUGCGGAGGCGGGGGCGGACAGCGCGGGCGCAGUCUCCUUCGGCUGAUCAUGGGCCCCUCAAAUUAUUCGGGGCGAGGUCGAGGUCGCCGUCUCCUCCGCCUGGCGCCGGGUCGAGGUCGCCGUCUCCUACGCCUAGCGUUGGGUCGAGGUCGCCGUCUCCUCCGCCUGGCGCCGGGUCGAGGCCCGUCCCCCACUCGGUGCGGACGCGAAGGUCCGCAAGGGUGACGGUUGUCCCUGCGGCUGCAGAUGGUGCCGGUUCUGGCGGCGCGGGUGGUCCUGGAGGAUCCUUCGACUGGGACCUCGGUGCCAUGGAGGAGACCGUCUCCUCGACGAGAGAUCAGAGCGCGAGGCCGAGGCUGGUCCCUCCACCGGAUACCAGCACGAGCUCCGCUUCCAUCACAGGAGGUCGAGCACAGGAGGUGGCGGCGGAACGGGAGUUCUCCUUCCCUCCGCUCGAGGCGCCGCCGAAAGUUGUCGACGCGGCGGAGGUUCUUGGCCAGUUCGCCGCCCAGUUCUUGGAGGCAACGAUGGGCGCCACCGCAGGCCCCAGGACGGAGAAGAUCAAGAAGGAGCUCCUUCUCGAUCGGAAGGUGGUCGACCUGGCGGGGCUAGAGAGGUGGCUACGAAAAAUGGAGGCGGUCGCCGAGCUCGCCUGGUUCACGGACCUGUGCUCCCACGAGGAGAAAGCGGUGCCCCCGCUCGAGCUCUUCGAGUGCGCAUUCCGGGCUCUGGAGGCCGCCCGGUCCGAUGAACUCCACCGUUGCAGCGCCGAUGCCAGGAGGUUAUGGAUUGGUCCAGUGGCCGUGCCGGAGUUCUUCUUGUGCCCUUUCUCCAAGAAGUUCAUGGAGAAACCAGUCGUCAUCACCUCUGGAAAGGUAGCUUACCAAGCUAACCGCUUGAUUGUUGUGUCAGCGUCAAUUGAGAUCCUUAAAGUUUGCUUGCUCUUCAAGUCUCUCUUGAGUCUGUUUCUGAAGAAUUUUGAGUACUGCCCUUUGGAUCAUAGGAUCUCGCUGUGGAUCAGACAUUCAAGAAGUCAGAUUGUAACUAGACACAUUUUCAUUAUUCUUCUCUAUGACAUCUUGUUUGGUUGCAGUGCAAAGACCGUUGAUCAGUCUGAACUGGAGAAAUGGUGGAAGAAAAACAAACGCAUGUGUCCAGUUACCGGCGAGGUCCUCACGCACAGCAUCUUCAUCCCUGAUGCGCUCAUUGCGCUGUACAUUUCGCGUUGGCGUGCCACAAACAGGAUCGGUGAUCUGACAGCACCCACCGAUCCACCAGCUAUCUCUCCCGAGGAGGAAGCCCUGUUCAAGGAAGUCGCCCUCUUGGCCAACUCCCCCAGGAGCUCUAAAGAGGAUUACGAGGCUAUCCUGCGCCUUCUCGCCGACCAGGAGCGGUGCUCAUUCCUGCAUCUGCUGGGGCGCAGCCUCCCAGGGACAAUAACCAAGCUCGCCUGCGUCCUGCCGGAGACAUGCCUGGAGCCUCACCCUGAGCUGGACGACGUCGUCCUGGAGAUCCUUGCCAGGGCAGCCUCCUACAGCCCCAACAAGGAGGUUUUCGGAGACGACCGGUACGCCAUACCCGUGCUGAUCGCGAGGGCAUUGCUGGGGCCAGUGCCCACCAGGGCCAAGUGCGCCCGGAUCCUUGGGCUGCUGGCUGACAACUACUACAACAAGAUCAAGAUCGGUGAGCUUGGAGGCUUUGCUCCACUGAUGGAGCUGCUGCUGGUGGGAGACAUUGAUGUGAAGAAGACGGUGGCGGUGGCUCUGGCCAGCCUGUGCGAGGCCGAGGAGAACUGGAGCAGAUUUGUGCGGGAGGGGGUGGCGGAUGCCGCCAUAUCUCUGAUGCGGAACCACAGGCUGGUGGACGAGGCUCACAGCAUCUUGUUGCAGGUCGAGGGCUUCCACCUGGCCAUGCAGGACAUCAUCGACAAGUUGGAGUCGUUCCCCGACGACGGCGACGAGAUGUGCAAGGAUAUGGUUGAUCGGCUCUGGCGUAGCUUCAUCGCAUCAUCAACACCAUCUGGUCGAGCAAGACAAGCUGACAACCACCCUCCCGAGGCGGCGGCGUCGUCAUCGUCAUCGACACCAUCAUCCUCAGAGGACGAUGUUGAGGCUAUCGUUUCAUGGCUGCAGAGGAGGUCGUACAACCACCGGACAUACAGGUGGAGAGACUAUCGCUGAUCCCUUCAUAUUCGUGGUGUAAAGAACCAACCAUAACAGGAGGCUAAAAGCAGCAGUACGUAGCUGAUCAUAACUGUAGCUCAAACAGGCAGUGAUAUAUACAGUAGUAAACCUCUGGAUGACAAGCUAUAGUGAAACAUACGGUUGGCACUGUCACUUCGAAUUCCAUGAGUUGUAGGUAAAGGCCCAAAUGUAAUUCCUGAUACAGUGCUGCUCAGUUUUCUUGCUGUACAAUGGAUCCAAUACCAUACUUUUGUUUGUGCAUAUCAGAUG
Triticum aestivum (bread wheat) is the source of this 2629-nucleotide messenger RNA. RefSeq lists its product as uncharacterized. NCBI's taxonomy places the organism in Eukaryota, Viridiplantae, Streptophyta, Magnoliopsida, Poales, Poaceae. Bases 119 to 2356 code for a protein of 745 amino acids. The record is from RefSeq and is a predicted model, not a curated record. Gene Ontology annotation, biological process: protein ubiquitination. Gene Ontology annotation, molecular function: ubiquitin-protein transferase activity. The transcript is spliced from 6 exons.